AUGGAAUGCAUUCUCGAACCAACCCAGACCAACCUCGAGUUGGCGUCGAGCGCGCUCGCGCGUGGCAAGCUGGUGGCCUUUCCCACGGAGACUGUCUAUGGGUUAGGCGGUAACGCUCUCAUGGAGGACACGGUCCGCAAGAUCUACGAGGUGAAAGGCCGUCCCGCCACGGAUCCCCUCAUCUGUCACGUCGACACCUUAGCGAAGGCCGUGCGGUUAUGGGACCCAUCCUGGGAUGAGGGGUCCCUUCAGCUGGCCUCCGCGAUCGGCGCGUCGUUGUGGCCCGGCCCGUUGACCAUCGUGUGCCGGGCGAACCCGUCCCUCCCGGUGUGUGUCACAGGUGGCUCCAGCUUUGUUGGCGCCCGCAUCCCCCGUCACCCAACAACCUUAGGACUGCUCAGCCUAUUGGACUUCCCAUUGGCCGGGCCCAGUGCGAACGUCUUUGGCCAUGUGAGUCCCACCACAGCGAGACACGUCUACGACGACCUCUUCUCCCGCGACCCGGAGCUCCUUAUCCUCGACGGAGGGGGGUGCGAGAUCGGGAUCGAAUCUACCGUCGUCAAGAUCAACAGCCUCGAGAGUGUGGAAGUGGUGCGGCGUGGGGGGACUUCAGUGAGCGCCAUCCUCAGGGCCAUCGCGGAUCGCUUCCCGAGCACGCGCAUUGAUAUUCGUGAUACGCGGUCGAGGCUUGCCCGCGUGGAUGCGCCCAUGGAUGCGCCUGGUCAGCUCUUGACCCAUUACUCUCCGGCAGUUAUGUCGUCAUUGGUCACCCCAUCAAGCUUAGCCUUUGGCUCCUUGGACUUUCCCCUAGUUGUUCGGAUUGGAGUAGCAGUUUUCCCUAUUGAAAAGAUCAUUGUAAUUGAUUACAAAGGAGUUCUUUGGAUGCUGAGGCAUAAAUGCAUCGCUUAUAGGGAUUUGAGCCCCGAGGGCAACGCAAAGGCGGCGUCCUUUGAUGUCUUUGACACACUAAGAUGGACCGAGUCUGUUAAGGGUGCGGGCGCGGUUGUAUUUCCCCUUCUUUCUGAAUGGCCUGAAAUCCUUGAUGACGAUGUUGAGCUCCUUGCUGCAGUUGAAGAUCGUUUAUUUCGCGCUGCGUCUGGGACGGUUGCCGUGAUAUGCAACUCCGAUUCAUCAUAA
Molecule: messenger RNA, 1137 nt
Organism: Phytomonas sp. EM1
Lineage: Eukaryota; Euglenozoa; Kinetoplastea; Trypanosomatida; Trypanosomatidae
Source: the annotation of a GenBank genome assembly